Helicoverpa armigera (cotton bollworm) is the source of this 661-nucleotide messenger RNA. RefSeq lists its product as uncharacterized. The record is from RefSeq and is a predicted model, not a curated record. The transcript is spliced from 4 exons. Bases 90 to 644 code for a protein of 184 amino acids. NCBI's taxonomy places the organism in Eukaryota, Metazoa, Arthropoda, Insecta, Lepidoptera, Noctuidae.
ACAUGUUACUAUUAUCUUAUGAAACACGCGAUCUACUCAAUAUAUUAAAUAGGGCGACAGCAUAACUGCUCAUUUUGUAAACUGUAACAAUGAUACCUAUUAUAUUGAUGUGUUUGUUGCAAACGUGUUUAUGCCAGUCUCCUGAAGUGACGUAUUUGCUGAACUUGGACUCCCAAAUGGAGUGCUGCGACUCCGAAAGCGAGGAGUUUGUGGACGUUUCGGGAGUGACCGUGGCUCGGUACAACGAGACUAUAGCCUACAUGUAUGGAGACAUCAAAUUCCUUAAGGAUGUUGGCCCUGACACAAUGGUAGAAUUAAUUCUUCAAAAAGAAGCUUCUGGUAAAUACGAAGUGAUGGCUACUCACGAGAUUUGUGAUCUAUGCUCUGAAGUCAUGAAGGGACCUGAAAGUGAUUAUUAUUCAUACAUGAAGUACUUCGGUAUACCUGAGGAAUGCCCUUUUGCUGCGGGCGAUUAUCCUAUAAAAGAGUUUAUCCUGGACACCGAUGACCUACCCCUGAACAGCAACACAGCAGGCAGGUACCAAGCUUUUAUGACCAUGUACCAGAACCCAGAAAGGGAUUGCAAGAAAAAUAAGGAGUUCAUGUUAUGCCUCACUAUGAAGCUUCUAAUUGAAUUGGACUGAUAUUAGCCAACUAUUUG